Messenger RNA from Menidia menidia (Atlantic silverside), 942 nucleotides. The record is from the annotation of a GenBank genome assembly. NCBI's taxonomy places the organism in Eukaryota, Metazoa, Chordata, Actinopteri, Atheriniformes, Atherinopsidae.
AUGAAUCCAAAGGCUGGAGGCCUCCCAAAUAGCCUCAAACCGGAAAUUAACCUUGAGAAGUUGCAAAAGUUAGUCACAGAGGUGAUGCUGCCCGGAAGAUUUAUCCUCAGACCCAUGAACGCCACUCUGGAGAUUCUCACAGACACGCUGGCCUGGAUUUUGGGAAGCCACCUGAUCAGGAGACACUUCCACCUGAUGCUAUCAGGGCUGGUUCUCUUCGGACCUGUGCUGAGUUUCUGGGCGUCCAAGUACAGUAUUUUUGCAAACAGCAACCACUACCUGUACAGGAAGUUCCUACGGUCCACUUGGGGCUGGACCUGCAUCCUGACAGCUUCCCUGGUCGCGGUCAUCUCCUUCUCGGCCUGUCGCCGCUUCCCCCUUUGCCUCCGGCACCUGUCCCGGUUGGGGGUGGCCAGUUGGCUGUGGUGGGGUUGCCGGCGCCUCCUGACCAUGCUGGAGGACGCCACGGGGACCUGCUACGAACCCGUGGCGGCUCCCCAGGAGGCCCAGAGCUCCGACUCCGCGGCCCAGGCUCUCCUGCUCCUGCACGAAGAUCAGACCAAGGCCUCCUGCCUCCGGGCCAACAUGCUGUGGCGGGGCUACGAGGUCUCCCAGGACAUCCUCAUCCUCUCCUUUUGCUGCCUGCUGCUGGUGGAGGAGAUGUCCGUGUUCGGUCAGCACCUGGCCCAAGAGAAGCGUCUGCAGAGGUCCCCUGGUGCGCCCUGCCGCCUCCUCUUCCUCCUGUGCGCUUUUCUGCUCUUAAUAUGGGUCCUCCUGCUCCUGUGUUUGCUCGCCUACUUCCCCGUGUGGCCGGCCCAUCAGCUGGGAGGAGCGCUGGGUUAUCUGGGAUGGAGGGGACUCUAUCAGGGCUGGUAUCGACUAAAUGUGAGCUGGGGAUCUCCCGGUUUGCCGGGGGAAGGCCUUUUCAACCACCUCUCAUAA